CACCUGAUUCAUAGGCGAUACUGCCAUUUUACACAUGAAGUUUAACUGAAAAAAUGAAUAAUCAGCCACCUAACAAAAAAACAUUUGUAAGAUGUAAGAACCAUUUGUAAAUGCCUUCAGAUUAAACCAUAUAGAGCACGGCAAUAAAAGGAUAUGGAAAAACUCGGUGUCACUGCUACAAGACCUCGACACGAACACCGGGAAGCUCGAGAGAAAAUACACUAAUCAUGCUAUUUUGUACGUCUUCAAAAUCAGUCUAGCAGCAAUCAUCUAACCAGCGUGAACGUUGAGUGAUCAACCGAGCAUUGGUAGGCUACCUAAUCAAUGAUUGCUGCUGUUCAUGUAGUAUACUGUACUGGCUGUUCACUAACUGGCAUCACCCUUAGAAAGCUUUUACGGGGAUACAUUCACGACCAUCCGAACGAAUCAUUAUCGGCUGAUUUCGGUGUGGUCCGUUUUGGAUAAGGUGUUUGAAUUUGUAUGUGUGGACCAUUGGAUUGCCAAUAAAAUAUAUGGUUUACUGAAUGUAGCCGUCUAUUUUAUUUGGCUGCCGUAUGAAUUCUGCCAUCGGAUUCAAGUCAGUGUACGUUUUUUGUUUUCAGACGGGCAAUCUGUUUAGAGGGCACGCUCCCAAUCACCACUAAAGACAUUUUGAUUUCUAAUUCCCCGAUUACUUGCUUUUGGAACAUGUCUGGACAGUCUAUCACGGAUCGGAUCGCUGCGGCUCAGCACAGCAUGACAGGAUCCGCUAUAAGCAAAGCGGUCUGCAAGGCCACGACGCAUGAAGUCAGCGGACCCAAGAAGAAACACCUUGACUACCUGAUCCACUGCACCAACGAGCUGACCGUGAGUGUCCCCCACCUGGCUGACACGUUGUUUGAGAGGACGGCCAACAACAGCUGGGUGGUGGUGUUCAAAUCCCUCAUCACCACGCACCACCUCAUGAUGUACGGCAACGAGCGAUUAAUUCAGUACCUGGCGUCCAGAAACACACUUUUUAACCUGAGCAACUUCUUGGAUAAGGGGGCAUUACAAGGUUCUGAUAUGUCAACGUUCAUCAGACGCUACAGCAGGUAUCUGAAUGAAAAGGCCCUGUCCUACAGACUGGUGGCUGUGGACUUCACCAAGAUGAAGAGGGGGGUUGAUGGUAUGAUGCGCACCAUGACCGUUGACAAGCUGAUCAAGACUCUACCUAUCAUUCAGAAUCAGCUGGAUGCUCUGCUGGACUUUCAGGCUAACUCUAAUGAACUGACCAAUGGCGUCAUCAACAGCGCCUUCUUGCUGCUCUUUAAAGACUCCAUCCGCCUCUUUGCUGCCUACAAUGAAGGAGUUAUCAACAUGCUGGAGAAAUAUUUUGACAUGAAGAAGAACCAAUGCAAAGACGCCCUGGAGAUCUAUAAGACGUUUCUCAACAGAAUGACCAAGCUGUCAGAGUUUCUCAAAGUUGCAGAGCAAGUUGGAAUUGAUCAGGGUGACAUCCCCGAUCUCACACAGGCCCCUAGCAGCCUCCUGGAAGCUCUGGAGCAGCAUCUGGCCUCUCUGGAGGGGAGGAGAACCAAGGAGCUCUCCACAGACACCAGAGCCAGCACCUUAACCAGUGCUGUAUCAUCACUGUCCAGUACUGGAAUCUCCCUCAGCCUCAUGGAACAGACGGAGGACCCGAACAGCCUCCAGCAUGAGGGAGCCAUGCCCACCAGCUCUCCCAGUGCCCAGUCAGUGGGCAGUGCCAACAGCAGCAGUGGGGCCACAGAACUCUUCUCCAACUCAUCUGUUCUAUCCGGUACAAAUAACGUGCCAAACCUCACCAGCGACCUAUUCAACGUCCAGCCCGCCUACAACCCAACCAUCCAGACAACACACACUGUACCGUCUAACAGCAACGCCUGGGGAGGUUUGGGGCUCCCAGGGGAUCUUCUGAAGCCAGCUCAGCCCACACACAUCCACUCCCACAGCCCUGGGAUACCGCUGCACUCUGGGGGAAAGAUGAUACCCAGUCACCUGGACUCCUCUUUAGCCAGCCUUGUUGGUAACUUGCAGUUCGGAGAAACACCAGCCAAAAAGCCAGAGCUCCAGUGGACCCACCUGGUAGAGAAGAGGCCCACAGGGGGGACUCACUGGCAGGCCAAAACCACAUGCACCACCCCCAACUGGAGCCACCACACACUCAUGGCUCCUCAAGCUAUGCCCAUACCACAGCUGAAUGGAAUGAUCUAUACUGGCUAUGCUCCAGCGCCAGUCGCUUUUCCCAUGACGACACAGCAACUGCCUGUUUAUGGAAUGAUGCCUCCUCAUCAGAUGGGGCAGAUGGGUGGAGUCCCUAUGAUGGCACCACAGUCUAUGAUGUACAACCAGCCUGUCCUGCGACACACCAAUCCAUUUGCCCCCAUGCCAGGAGCCCAGGCUUAUUUUCCUAUGCAGAUGCACUUCAUGUAGGACCGGGAGUAUUUUACCAUGACAGCAAAGCAGAGAGACAAAACAAACCAAUCCAGAACCAAAUACAAUGCAAGAUAGAGGAGCAGAAGAUCGGGGUGGAGACAGACUGGAGACGUGUUGGUGUCCGUGCUCUUUCAGUGGCCUCUGUGGAAUAGAAUCUCUGUUACAUUGUGUUUCAUGACUGAUAGUCCCAUCCAAGUCUUUUGAAAAGUCACAGCUCACAUUCAUUGUGUAUUUGAUUUGAUCAUUUUAAUGGGUAAUGUUCUGUCUGCUGAACCCAUGGUAUGAUGACUGCUGUAUUCCAGUUUGGAGCUUGGCCCUUUGUAGUGAAUUCCAGACAACUACCAGCCCCCAUCCACCAGUGUCUCUCUCUUUCUCUAAGAGUUUGCACGCACUUUAAUCAAUGUCUACAGGCGCAUUGUCUGCUUAGCAUCUCAUACAAACCACUACAGUAUCGCUACGUCUUUUCUCUCCAAGGUUCAUGUCAGAAUUGCUGUUGCCAUCAUUGUGACAUGGAUAAGUGUGUCCUUUUUUUUUGUGUAUUUAAAUCAAUGUACACCACCAUCAGUAUUCAUUCCAUUUUGUUGUAACUGCAAAUUCCACAGCCAGUUGUAGUAAGACCUUGGAUAAAUGGCUUGGAGACACAUGUUGUGUGUAUGUACUGUGUAUCUGUCUGAGGGUUAGGUAGCGCUCAGACAUCUAAAUGUACAAAGGCUAUUGUGUAUUGUUUUCAUAGGUUCCUGUGAAAGCUGUGGUCUGCAUGGCAUUGACUGGCCACUGUGCUAGUUAGAAAUGGAGCAUUCCAUGUCCACAUACAUCCACAAACUGAAAGUAUUACUCCUAUGAAAGCAAUGAAGAAGGCCCACUCAUAAUUUCAUAUGUAACGUCAUAACACAUUCUGCCUCUGCUGUCCCGUCCAUUGUUCGCUCUGCUUGAGGUUGUUUUAUAUGAUCCAUGUUUCUUGAGCUGCUACAACAGAUUCUGCUCUUUGAAACUGGUUGCGUUUUAUAGAUAGAUGUGCUGUUCUUGUAAUGGUCCUACCAGUCUUGCCCUGUCUGUGAGUAAACGUUGGGAGAGUGCGUUCUUUGUUUUUCUUCUCCAGCUAACUGUACUGCUCCAGGUUGAGGCCUACUGAGUUGUUGCGUCUGUCGUUGUGUUUCUGAGUGGCAGUUAUUGUAGUGUAGCUCCUCACCAACCACUGGGGAAUGUUGUUGAGGAGCUCUUUCUGAGACGGCGUCCUGAGACACUGAAACUGACACUCGCUCUAGUAAAUCAGCAACUAUCUGACAUACUGUCGCUAACUCCAGCCCCAGAGAGAGCCUAGCUGUCCGGAACUUUAGCAGAAGGCAGGGGACAAGUGAGGAGGAAGUACAGGGAUCUGUAAAUGUGAUCAAGGGUCAUGUCUGUCAAACUCCCAAAGGGACUAACGGUGACAGACAACAUAUAUAGCACAAACCCUGGAGGGGUGAGCGUUCUACUGCACAAAACUAAAACCAUUGCUGGGAUGUACAGUCGAAGGGGCUGGGGAAAGCUUUGUUUUCUAUUGAUUGUGUUUCUCUAUGUCCAUGCCUUCCCCGUGAGAUAAACAGGGUAGUGAUCCUCCACGAGGCCUCCCAGCUUCUGGGUCCUCCGAGGUCAGUGAGGUCACUGAAGUCAUCCAGGCAAUCCGGUAGCGUGUAUUUAGCAACGAGUAGUCAAGUGUCGUAACGUGUCUCAAUACAUGUCCGUCGUCUGUUAGAUCGCUAUAGAGCCUCUCAUUCUGCUGAUCAUUGGCCUGUCGGACUACUGCAUUCUGAUCUGUGACCAGCCCACAUUGUGUAGAUGUUAUUUGAAACGUUGUAGUUCAGUCUCAAUGUCCUCUGUGUCAGUUAAAUGGUUUCAUGCAAGUUUGUGCACUCCCAUAGACCAAUCCUGACCGUUCUGCUGUCCUCUGUAUAUAACCUCAUGUGUUUUUGACGUGUUCUCUGUAAGUGAUGGCCCAUGGAGAGACAUGGGUUGUUCUAGCUGUGGUGGGGUUAUUGUGUUUGGAGAUGUCAUGGGGUGUACGUCUGUAAUGUUUGUCUACAUCUUGAUGAGGGAUGGGGGUUGGGUUCAACAGUAUCACAACUUGUCUACCAAGAGUGUCUUCAUUGUGGCAGUGGACACUGUCCUCUCAGUCCGUACAGGAACAUUUUGCACCAAAGUCAUCAAGCGCAGCUUUUCUCAAGGUCACAUUGCUGAUAUCCAAUUUGAAGGAAUUUGAUUUCAGAGACAAGUCUUUAUGCAUGAUUAGUGUUGUCUUUUUAUUGACUUGUGUGCCCGGUAAAAAGCAUGAUCAUGUGUGAAAUUGCAUUUACCGUGUGUUUGCAAAACCAAUAUUUUACUUACCUCUUUACAGAAGCAUUCAUUGGAAUUCAUAAAUGUGUGUCCCACCAGAUAGCCGUAAGACGUCUGUGUUGCAUUCGAAAUGCAAUUCGGAAGCUCUAUCAAAUCAGCCAUGAGAUCACACGUUUGUGAAACAACAUGAAUGUGAAUGACAUGCGUCACCUAGCUAGCUAGACAUUAGUCUGCAAAACUCCUCUUUAUUAAAGCGUUGCUAUUUUCAAUACAUUUGUUGAAUGCUUGCUCUUUUUUGAGUACUCUGACAACAGUUUUGGACAUCUCUAAGGUUGUCUUGUCCCCCUGUCAUUGGACCACAUCAUUCUUUGCCUAUAUGCAUCCUUUGUGUUUGCAGUGGAAAAUCUCACUCCCAUAUCUUUUGGCCACUGAAAGAUGUCAACAACAUGCGUUUUCACUUUUUGCCUGACGUUCUCUGGUUAUAUAUAAUAUAUGCAUAUUUCACAAUGUGAGAACAGUAUUACCUACUGUAUACCAUACUGUCUGUCUGGAAACUGUCAUUUUUCCUGUGAUGAAAGCAUUGUCCAGGAUGUCCUGUUUGAGGAGUGAGGGCCCAUACCUUUUGAUUUUCAUUUUUUUUUGGACAUCAAAUGGAUUGAUAAUACAUAAUACACUGUAUUGUCAAUGAUAAGUUACAUUGUUAUAAACAAUUGGUUCUUAUUUUAAAUGCAGAGGUUGUUGUUUUUGGAAUAAAAUAGAAUAAAAUGUCAUAUUUUG
This is a messenger RNA of Salmo salar (Atlantic salmon), 5526 nucleotides long. RefSeq names its product phosphatidylinositol-binding clathrin assembly protein. Gene Ontology annotation, biological process: clathrin coat assembly; clathrin-dependent endocytosis; synaptic vesicle budding from presynaptic endocytic zone membrane. The record is from RefSeq and is a predicted model, not a curated record. Gene Ontology annotation, cellular component: clathrin-coated vesicle; synaptic vesicle; clathrin-coated pit. NCBI's taxonomy places the organism in Eukaryota, Metazoa, Chordata, Actinopteri, Salmoniformes, Salmonidae. Gene Ontology annotation, molecular function: SNARE binding; phosphatidylinositol-4,5-bisphosphate binding; clathrin heavy chain binding.